Molecule: messenger RNA, 1320 nt
Organism: Cladophialophora psammophila CBS 110553
Lineage: Eukaryota; Fungi; Ascomycota; Eurotiomycetes; Chaetothyriales; Herpotrichiellaceae
Exons: 3
Coding region: 1-1320 (439 amino acids)
Cellular component (GO): cytoplasm
Molecular function (GO): electron-transferring-flavoprotein dehydrogenase activity; flavin adenine dinucleotide binding
Source: RefSeq, a predicted model, not a curated record
AUGUUUACAAGAUUCCUUUUCUGUCUCAGACUGCUCGGCUUCACCCUCUCCCUCUCUUUGCAAAGACUUGGCAUUUAUCUAUCCGCAAAUAUCCACCGGUUCAGGUACAAAUCCGUCUCAGAGCCGCGCAACGUGGUGGUCAUAGGCGGCUCGUUCGCCGGGUAUUUCCUGGCGAAGCGACUCUCCGAGUCCCUGCCUACGGGAUACAGGGUGGUCUUGAUCGAGAGACAUUCCGAUUUCCACUUCACGUGGAAUUUUCCCCGCGCUACAGUCGUCGCAGGGCAGGAAUACAAUGUCUUCAUCCCCUACCCUGACACUGGCCCACGGGGUGCUCCUGAUGGAGCAUACGUUUUCAAGCAAGGCGAUGUCGUCGCGAUCGAAGCCAGGAAAGUCAUACUACAGGAUGGGUCAGAGAUUGAAUACGAGUAUCUUGCCAUCGCGACGGGGUCGAGCUCGAGGUAUCCAGCGAAGCUGGACGGGAACGACGCAAACGAGAAUGCCCGCAGCACGAGAUUCUUCCAGCAAGAGCAACAGCGUGUGACGGCUGCCCAGGACAUUGUCGUCGUCGGCGGUGGCGCUGCGGGCGUUGAAGUCGCCGGGGAUAUCAAGAGCAAAUAUCCGCAGAAAAGCGUCAGGCUAGUGCAUUCUCGGGAGAAGUUGCUCAACAGUUUUGGCGGGGAGCUUCAUGAUAUUGCAAAAAAGGCUCUCGAGGACCUAGGUGUGAAGCUGCACCUGGGUGAGCGUGUUAUUUCUGGCCUGGACGGGGACAAUCCCAAGCAGAUCACGCUUCGCGACGGCAAUGUCAUCCAAUGCGACAUGGUGAUCCGGUGCACGGGCCAAAGGCCCAACUCCGACGUUCUUAGGGAGUUCUCACCAUCCUCCGUCUCCGCGUCGGGCGCCAUCCUCGUGGACAAGACUUUGCAGAUCCGAAACGCGCCGUCUCCCAAUAUCUUCGCGCUGGGCGACGUGGUCGACCUGCCCGGUCCGAAGAUGGGCCGCGCCGCCACGAUGCAGGGGUUCCUGGUCGCAGAGAACAUUGUACAGGCUAUCCGAGGGAAGCAGACGAAAACGAGGACAGUGUUGUUGAAGAAAUACACGCCUUCCAUGGUCGAUUCAUCAAUUGAAUUGACGCUGGGACUGGGCAAAAGUGUCAUGUUCAUCAGUGACGGCAUAGAGAACAUGUCGAUUCGGAAAACCAUGCCCGACGAAGCUAUGCACGCGGUCCAGAUGUGGAAAAUGAUGGAUGCGCAGCACUCACCAGUCGCCAAUGAUCCUGGUGACGGGACUGGAAGGUCGGCGGCAGCUUCUUCAAAAUUGUAG